Polyodon spathula (Mississippi paddlefish) is the source of this 1173-nucleotide messenger RNA. RefSeq names its product forkhead box protein G1-like. Gene Ontology annotation, cellular component: nucleus. NCBI's taxonomy places the organism in Eukaryota, Metazoa, Chordata, Actinopteri, Acipenseriformes, Polyodontidae. The transcript has a single exon. Gene Ontology annotation, molecular function: sequence-specific double-stranded DNA binding; DNA-binding transcription factor activity. The coding region runs from base 83 to 1123 and encodes 346 amino acids. Gene Ontology annotation, biological process: regulation of transcription by RNA polymerase II. The record is from RefSeq and is a predicted model, not a curated record.
CAUGCAUGCAAUGUCGUGAUCCGAUCGUGUCUGACCUUCUAUUUUUUAAACAAUAAACCCAGGCUUGUUGUGAUUGCCGGUGAUGGGGGAUCAGAAAGAGCCGACAGUGGUUCCCAAAUCCACUUCGUUUAGUAUCAAGAGCCUGCUGUUUCCUAAAAGUGACAACCCAAACUCAGGGCCCCCAGAAAAGAAAACUCUCCCUCAAGGAUUGGAUCCAGCGAAUCCUCGGGAUCCUGAGCAAAUGGAAUCUUCUUUUAACCAGGACAAUCACAGGGAGGAAGGGGCAGACGGACCGAAAGAACUGAAUAAAAAUGCGAAAUACGACAAGCCGCCGUUCAGUUACAACGCUUUAAUAAUGAUGGCUAUCAGGCAGAGUCCAGAAAAGAGAUUGACUCUGAAUGGCAUCUACGAGUUUAUCAUGAACAAUUUCCCUUAUUAUAGAGAGCACAAACAAGGCUGGCAAAACUCAAUACGGCAUAACCUGAGCCUGAAUAAAUGCUUUGUGAAAGUACCAAGACAUUACGAUGAUCCAGGAAAGGGGAACUACUGGAUGCUCGACCCGUCGAGCGACGAUGUUUUUAUCGGGGGGACAACGGGCAAACUUCGGAGGCGGUCGGCAACAUCUAGGGGCAAGUUGGCACUGAAAAGGGGACUUCGAUUUGCGCCUCUUGGGCUGGGAUUUAACGACGGGGCAAGCAACCCUUUGUACUGGCAAAUCUCGCCAUUUUUGUCUUUGCAUCCCCCACAUUAUAACGGAUCUGCAUCAGGAUUUUUGCGCCAGGGGCACGCUUACGGCUCUCUGCUUUCCGGGGUUGACCAUUUGGCAAACGGGAACCUGUCUCGUCCGAUUUUGGGUGGAUCUGGCCUGACAAACAGUUACGGUGUGAGCACGUCUUCUGUCAGUUUACUAUCAGGACAAGCUGGCUAUUUCGUCACUGGAGCCCAGCACUCGCAGUCCGUUCACCACAAUGGAAGUGGUUUCGGGGUACCGUCCAGCUCGCCUCCUACACUGAUUUCUGAAACACCGAGACUUCAUUCCUUUACGCCGAGUGUUUCAACGGGAUUUGCUGGGGUCCUGUCGCAUCAAAACAGGGUUACGUCUGCCAGUUCGUUUUUAAACUGAUCCUAUAACUUCCUCGUUGGGGAAACUAAAAAUAUUGUUUUCCCAAAUUG